AAUAUUACAGUAAAAUUAUCGACUGAAUUUCUUACAGUCAGUGCAGACCAGUAUCGCAAUUGUAUUGAAUUAAGCAUAAUAGUCACAGUGCAUUGUCGGUUAAACUUAUGAAUAGCCUAUUUAUCUUCCAGAUCUAAAUAGUGAGGUAUAAAAUGAUCUUUCUUUAACAUUAUUAUAUAAUAUUAUAAACUGUAGAUUUAUGUUUAUUUUUGGACAAAAAAAACUGGCUUUCAGUUCGUUUGCUUUUUGUUUUAUAAAAUGUCUUCUUUCCUCAUCCUUGAAUUUACUGUGUAUCAUGGUGAAACACUGUGCAGAUAUCAAAAUAUGAAUUUGUUUUCAUCAUAACUAUGCUUACAUAGCGUAAUCCCAUGAGUUCGGAUGUAUAGUUAACCUUUAGCCUGCUGGCGGCAAGUGGUUUUGCCUUUGCGACCAGUGCAGACCAAGAUCAGCCUGCACCUCCAUGCCUGCACUAUUCGUUAUACAGUCAGUACAUUUUCAGUGAACACCCCUUUGAAUAAGAAGUGGUACUGCCCAAAUUGAAUGAUGGAUCAGUCCAUUUUAGAAAUUUAGCAGGGUAAAUUGUUAUUUGCAACUUAGCAGGCAUCCUUUUGUUUACUUGCAACUUCAUGCUUCUUUUUUAUAUAUAUAAAUACAUAUUGUACAGUUAUUUUUCCAUUUUGUCAAAGUAUCAGUGGAAUUUUUAUCUGUAAACUGGAAUGGUAACCAUCAUAAUAUUAUGGUCUGUUUCUAUUUUUUGUGCCAUUAAAUUUAUCAAGUUAUAUUUUUGGCAAAUGUUCAUAUGACUACUUUAUAUUAUAUUUGCAGCCUAUACAGACUGAAUCAAAUUUGUUUGUUUAAAUUAUAAAAAUAGCUUGACCGAUUUAAUGUGUGUGUUAAGCUGUAAACAACCAACGUUCUUAAUGAAGACACUUUAAAACAUUUAUAAUAAGAAUUCAUUAUUUUGACAUGUUGAUAAUACAUUUGUCUGUCUUACUAACCUGAAUAAAGGACAAGUUUACAAAAACAUAAUACCAUUUAAAGAUAUAUAAGCCAGUUUGUAUCAGGUUGAUCAACAGUUGGUUUGUGAAAAGCUAUUUGGAAUUUAUUAGCUGGCAUACAGUGUUAUUUAUUUAUAUUUUAUCAAAAAUGGAAAAUGAUUCUGAAGCAAAUGCUCAAAAUGGAGAUUGUUGCCAUGGUCACCAUACCUUACACCAUAUGAAAGGAGGUGCAGUGAAAAUGGAGCCACCGACGAAACGUAAGAGAUUAUGCACAAGCUGGAAAGUUCAGGCGUCGGAUAUUGCUCGGAAUACAUUUAACCCAAUUAGAAGUAUCGUCGAUGGAAUGAAGCUGACGCCAAAUCCAAAGAAGGAUAUGAUUGCACUUUCUAUAGGUGAUCCGACAGUGUUUGGUAAUCUGAAGGUACCAGAAGAAAUCGAGACAUCGGUUAUAAAGUCUAUCAGACAACACAAGUACAAUGGCUAUGGUCCAUCUACAGGUUAUAAUGCUAGAGAGCGUGGCAAGUUAUUAUCUUACGAGAAGUCACAAUUGAGGCAAUUUUUUAUGUUUCAGGACAUCAUCCUGACGAGUGGUUGCUCUGGGGCCCUGGAUUUAUGCAUAACAUGCCUGGCAAACCCAGGACAGAACAUCUUGAUACCGAGACCUGGUUUCUCCAUAUAUAAAACAUUAGCAGAGUCAUUGGGUAUCCAAGUCAAACACUACAGUCUACUGCCAGAGAAAUCGUGGGAAGUUGAUCUGAAUCACCUGGAGUCGCUCAUAGAUGAUCAUACUGCAGCCAUCAUCCUCAAUAACCCUUCCAACCCCUGUGGAAGUGUAUUCUCCAAACAGCACUUGAAGGAUUUUCUCAAGAUCUGUGAAACUUACAAAGUUCCAGUCAUUGCUGAUGAAAUAUAUGAGCAUUUUGUGUUUAGUGGAUCAGCAUACCACCCACUGGCAUCACUGACAGAUACUGUCCCUAUACUGUCCUGUAGUGGGCUCACUAAAAGGUUCUUGGUUCCCGGCUGGAGACUUGGCUGGAUUGUUAUAUAUGACAGACAGAACAUUUUCCAAGAAGAAGUACGUAAAGGUCUGCAGUGUUUAUCACAGAAAAUCUUGGGUCCAAAUACUCUCGUACAAGCAUCGCUUCCAGAAAUACUCAAAGACACCCCCAAAUCAUUUUACUCCGAUACACUCCAGUUUAUUGAGUCAAAUGCCAAGUUAUUCUAUGAGAAGAUUUCUGCGAUUCGAGGACUGAAUCCAGUCAUGCCACAGGGUGCUAUGUACAUGAUGAUCGGUAUCGAGAUGGAACAUUUUUCGCAGUAUCUGAAUGAUGUAGAAUUUACUGAAGCUUUGGUGACUGAGCAGAGUGUUUUCUGUCUUCCGGCACAGUGUUUUGACUUCCCAAACUUCUUCCGUGUAGUCCUGACAGUUCCGCAGGAAAAGUUGAAAGAAGCGUGUGACAGAAUAAAGGAGUUCUGUGAGCAGCAUUAUCAAGAUCAUCCUAAACAGAACGGGAAACAUCAACAUGACGGGUAUGAGAAGUGGAUCGAAUGAACAUACUGUCAGUGGAAGAGAGACAGGUGACAUUGAUGAGCUGUUGCAAAUAACUAUUUUAAGAUUGCGUAAUUUUCACUAAAUUUUAUUUUUGCCAAUAUUGGCAAGUAGCAUGACUCGUGAGUUUAAAACAGUUGUGAAUAAUCAUCAGCUUUAUGUCUAACAGCAUAACAGUUACAAGUCGCAAAUUCUGAUAAAAGGUCAAAAAAGCCACUGUUGCAUUAAUGCAAAAUAAAAUGUGACGGCAAAUCUUACCAAUGUGAAAAUGUCUGCUGACACAUAUAUCACAAAAUAAAAGUGAUCCAAAAAAUAUUCAGUCUACAGUAUCCCUUCUGAUGGUUACUGUAAAGUUGUGCACUUUGAGGAAAUACAUGUAUGAAGGAGAGUUUUCUGCAUCUUAUUUCUGCAGUAUGAAGCCGUCUGCUUAACCAGAUAGGGAAAAUGAUACACAUUGAAUGAUAUGGGAAAAGUAAAUGUAUUCAGUAUAAGUUUCUAUAGAUAUGUGUUUUUAAUCCAGCUGGUGUGUGCAUAGGCUUUGUAUUAGUCUAGUAUGUUUUGACUUCUGGUUAAAAGUUUUUUUUGCACGUAGUAGAGGAUGUAGCAAGUCAUCUUCCUGUAUUUCCUGUAAUGGAACUUAAAAUAUAAAUGAAACUGAUAAUGUAUAUAUGUACAUAUCAUUUGGUAUACAAGUAUAUACCGGAUAGUGUGAGCACACAUUCAGGUAGGAUUACUGUCCUAAUGUUGAACUGUGUGCACACAACUUUAUUGUAGAGCUUGAGAAAUAAAUGUACAGCUUCAUUCAGGAACUUGCUUAACUGUGUGAGCAGCUUCAAUUCAGAGCAUGCUUAAUAAUUGUGUGCGUAGACUUAUUAUAGGAAUUUGCUUCAUUACUGUGUGAACAGCUUCAUUUCGGAGCUUGCUUAAUCAUUGUGUACACAGAUUUAUUUAGAAACUUGCUUAAUAGUCAUGUCAACACUUUAUUUCGAAACAUGCUUAAUGAUUGUGUCCACAUAACAGCUUCGUUUAGGAAUUUGUUUAAAUGCUUAAAAUUUGGCAAAUAUUAAACUGGACUUGAAAGCCAAACUGUUUAUAGGGACAUUUUUUUUUAAAGUAAGUUAUAGACAGAGAGGAACUAAUAGAAAAGCUUUUGCAGAAAUGUAUUUAUUGAUCUUAGAUGCUGAGCUUCAUCCGCCAUGCCCCACUUGAGUAGAGAGCAAAAUGUAUAUGAGCCGUGCCAUGGGAAAACCAACAUAGUGGGUUUGCGACCAGCAUGGAUCCAGACCAGCCUGCGCAUCCGCGCAGUCUGGUCAGGAUCCAUGCUGUUCGCUAACAGUUUCUCCAAGUCCAAUAGGCUUUAAAAGCGAACAGCAUGGAGCCUGACCAGACUGCGCGGAUGCGCAGGCUGGUCUGGAUCCAUGCUGGUCGCAAACCCACUAUGUUGGUUUUCCCAUGGCACGGCUCAUAUGUGUAUGUAAAUUUGAGCUUGACUAUCCGGAAUAAAAAGUGAUUUAUGCAGCUUUUGCUAUAAGUGAUAAUGGAUAAAUGUUGCAAUUUGUUUUAUAAAUGUUGCAUUUGCUUGGGAUAAUUACGUUUCUUUUAAUAUACAUGUUUUAAGCAAGUAUUUUAUGUUAUCGAUACAUCAUGUUUAUGAUUUUUAUUGAUACAUCUUAUUGAUGAUUUUUAUUGAUACAUUGUGUUAAUGAUUUUAGGACAUGGCUCCUUUUAGGACCAAAUACAUAGUCAUAUUUUGUUUAGCUCCAUGAAAGUACUAAGUCAUAAUUUUAUUACAAUGAAACAUAUUUUUAUUUUGUUAUAUAUGAACAUAUAUGUUUUACUUUAUUGAUCACUGAAUCUCAUAUAAAACUGAGUGAAAUCUCAUGUAAAAUUAAGUGAAAUCUUAUAUAAAGUUAAAUCUAAUUUAAAACUAAGCGAACAAUAUGGCUGUUAUUGCUUUAUCAAAUAUUCAAAGCCUUGCUGUGGUUUGUCACCUGAUUUAUAACAGUUCAGAUGUGCAAGAAUUGAACCAGGAAGGCGUUAGCCAGAAUGAAUUGAUAUCUAAGCAUUUGAACAAUAUAAAGUGGUAUCUUAGACAUUAAGCGUAAGAAGGCAUUGAUUGUUUUCAUUCUGACAUGGUCAUUGAAAUAUUUUGACAAAAAUUAUGCUGAACUUCAUUUAUGCGGGUAGUAAUGAACAGAUUAUUUUGCGGCAACUUGACAUCAUAGUUGAUGUCAAAAUGGUGUCUAACCAGUCCACAAUUCAACCAUCAUUUAUCACAGGAUAUACAAUGUACAUAGCUUGAUCUACUUCUUUAAUUGGCAGUCAAAUCAAGUCAUGUUGUUAGCAUUUAUCAAUAACAGCAAUAUUGUUCACAAUGUCAUGAUACCUUAGUCAAUUCAGGACAGGGAUUCUUUAAGGACCAGCGUAGUCAUAUUUUGUCCAACUCCAUCCAAAUGCUGUUAACUAAGUCAUAAUUACCAUUUUACAUAUUUUUGUUUUCCUGCAUGUAAUGUAUAUAUAGUAGUUACUUUCCUGAUAACUGUAUCUCAUAAAAUCAAGUAAAUUCUUGUAUAAAUAUCAAGUGAAGUAAUAUAUAUAAGAUUAAAUGUACAAAUGUACAAAAGUAGAAAUUUCAUAUAUCAGAUAAAAUAUAUGCUAACAUGAUAUAUUAAAUAAUAAUGCAUGAGCAAGAUUUCCUGCGAUUAUGUAAUAUACUCAAUGUUGUUGUUUUUUUUGUAUUGAAAGAAUUUCAAGUUAAAUAUUUAUAUAUUAGCUGCAUUGGCACUUUUUGGGUCUUAUAAAAUGUUAAAUGUAAUUAUUUAUGAACCGUUCGAAGCAUUGAAUUCACCCAAGCAAAACAAUAGCAGUCUCAUUAUGAUUGUGUCUGUUCACGAGAGGUAAUGAAAUGUGUAACACCUCUCUUGCCCACUAGCUACAGAUUAAGCAGAAUUCUGUUGUAGUAAAACUGAACACUCUUGAUGAUCCCAAAGGUCCAGAAAGUAUAUCAGUACUGGGUCCAAAUAUAGGGAGACUUCUUACAGCCACUACACAUCACUUAGGCAUAAAAAAAAUUGUUUGUUUCUGGUAUCCCGACCUACCCUAAAUUUUUGUUUGGCCCGACCCUAAAUGUUUUUAUGGCCUUAGAGAAUAUUUUUUUGAACUUUUUAUGCUUUAAACAUGGCCAGUGAUGUUAGAAAUCAACUAGCUGAUGCUCCAAAGGCAUAACCCUCUUAUUUGUGUUAAUUUUUCGACACAAAAAUAAUUUCCGGAAAGUCUCCCUUAAAAAAAAAUCCCCAAAAAAAAUUUUUCGACCUACCUACCGUAAUUUUUUUAGCAUGUUACUGGAAACAAAGAAUUUUUUUUUAGGCCUUAAGGAUGUCGCAUUGCUUUUACUUUAUUAAUAAACAAUUUUGUGUAUUUUACAUGGCAUUGUUAAGGAUUGUAUAUAGUGUACAGGUAAAGAUCUGUUUUACCUGACAUAUAUUGUUUUGAUUCUCCAUAUUUACAUAUUUGAACAAGUCUGUGUUUUUGAAAAAUAUUUUAACAUACAUGUAAUUCUUAAGAGAAGCAUGUAAUUGUGAAAAUAACUUUUGACAUAUAUAUUGUUUUAUACAUUAAACAGAGAUUUGAUGAUUUGUAUAGUAACUUGUUUGCAACUUUACAACUUAGUGUACAGUGUUGGAGAUGCUUUUAAAACUCUAUUUGAAGGAUCAAAAAUAGUAAAUACACUACUUGUUUUACAAACACUUAAUGCUCGAUUUUGCUUCUUUUGUUUUUUCUAAAUUUUUAUAUACAUUUAGUUUUAAACUUUGUGAAAGUAAAAAGUAUCAUAACUCAACUAUAAAAUUUUGAUGUUUUCAAGUACAAACAAAGAUGUUAGAGAUGAAGAUAUUUGUAAUUUAUUAUUGAUCCUUAUUAAUAAGACCUUUUGUAAUAUCUAUUUUUUUUAAAGCCUUUGACUGUUGUUUUUUUUCUCAUAAUAUAGGCAUGUUUGAAAUCUGCUAGGGCUGGUAGCAUCCUGCUGUUGCCCUUGAUGCACAAUACUAUGAUGUGACAUGCAUGGGUAUGUAAAGAUGAGUGACAUUUUCUUGCCCUUGUUAAGCAGUGCUAUGAUGUGACAUGCAAGGGUGUUUAUACACAUGACAUUUUGUUGCCAUUGAUAUCUGAUGCUAUGAUGUGACAAGCAAUGUUAAGUUAAUACGGGCAAAAUUUUGUUGUGCAUCAAAGGCGACAGCAAGAUACUACUAUGGCCCUUUUAGGAUUGAGUACUGACUUAUUGUGAAAUCAUUUAAUUUCGUGGGCAUAAAAUUUCGUGGUUUUGGUCAAAACGGCAAUUUCGUCAGGUUAUGAAUUCAUGGAAUUCAACUUCUGAUCAUAAAAUGAAUGGGAAUUUUACUUCUUCGUUGGGAUUAAAUUACAUGGAUUGACUCAACCAGGAAAUCAACGAAAAUUAGUCCCCCACAAAUAUUAAUGAUUUCACAAUAUAUUUUUGCAUCAAAUGAAGAAGCUGCAGUUAUAUUACAAUAAGUCACUUAGUUAUAUAUAUAAAUUAAAGUAUGUUCUUGUAAGGGUUCAGAUAUCUUAGAUCUCAAAAUUGUAUCCAGGAAAUAAGUUUUAAUUUUCCAAGUUUCAUCGUCAAUGUGAUCGAUUAAUUAGGUAAUUUUUAAGUGUAAAAUACUUUAUGCUUAACUAAUCAUUUAUGAUUGUACCAAAAGUUUGUAUUAUAAUCUUCAAUCAGUAGAGUCCAUGCUAAAAGGCAAUAAACUGAGUUUGAAGACCAGUCUAUGAAUACAGUCUUGCUAUUAGUCAAUUUCAAAUGUGUGCUUAAAAAAAAACCAAUCAGAUGCUGGUAUUGAGAGACUGGUCUCAAAACUCAAUUUUAUAGUCUUGAGCAUAGUACUGCUAUUUGUCAAUAAUGUAAUACUGAAAUGUGUUUUUAAUUUAAAUAGCAUUUACUGUAAAUAUUAAGUUGCCAUGACUACAUAUUUGUAGGAAGUAUUAAACCCUUUGUUUACAGAUUUUAUUUUUUGGAGUUGUUGAAUUAUAUCAAAUAAAUGUUUAUGAAGGAUAAUAA
Mercenaria mercenaria is the source of this 7621-nucleotide messenger RNA. RefSeq names its product tyrosine aminotransferase-like. NCBI's taxonomy places the organism in Eukaryota, Metazoa, Mollusca, Bivalvia, Venerida, Veneridae. The coding region runs from base 1147 to 2550 and encodes 467 amino acids. The record is from RefSeq and is a predicted model, not a curated record. The transcript is spliced from 11 exons. Gene Ontology annotation, biological process: aromatic amino acid metabolic process; biosynthetic process. Gene Ontology annotation, molecular function: L-tyrosine:2-oxoglutarate transaminase activity; pyridoxal phosphate binding.